GGGGCUGCUGAGCGGCGGCAAAGAAGUGGCACCCCGUGCCAUGGUUCCUCUGGGCACCGGCACCGGCUGGCUCGGCGGAGCCUGGGAGUCGCGGGAAUCUGGCAUGGGACUGAGCGCCGAGCCUUAGACACAGCUGAAUCCUGUGUUGUGUAAACGAGCUGAUGGAUGAAGAUGAAAAGGACAGGGCAAAGAGGGCUUCACGCAACAAAUCUGAGAAGAAAAGGAGAGAUCAGUUCAAUGUCCUCAUUAAGGAACUCUGCACAAUGCUGCAGGGACAUGGCCACCCUCUUAAGAUGGACAAGUCUACAAUACUACAGAGGACCAUUGACUUCUUACAAAAACAAAAAGAAAUCACAGCCCAAUCAGAAGCAUGCGAAAUCAGACAAGACUGGAAACCCUCAUUCCUUAGCAAUGAGGAAUUCACCCAGUUGAUGUUAGAGGCUUUGGAUGGAUUUCUAAUUGCACUUACCACAGAUGGAAUUAUUAUUUAUGUAUCUGAUAGUGUCUCAUCUCUUCUUGGCCAUUUACCGUCAGAUUUGGUGGACCAAAAUAUAUUAAACUUUCUGCCUGAACAAGAACAGAGUGAAGUUUACAAGCUUCUCUCUCCACACGUGCUUAUGACUGAUCCAGUCGCAGCUGACUUUCUAAACACUGAAAAACAAAUAGAGUUUUGCUGCCAUUUAGCGAGAGGAAGAUUAGAUUCCAAUGAACCUUUGACCUACGAAUAUGUGAAAUUUGUAGUGGAAUUUAAAUUUUUUACUCAUGUGCCUACACCCUCGUGUAAUGGUUUUGAGUCAGCUAUUGCAAGGGCUUUCAAAUCAGCAACAGAGGAACAGAUUUGCCUGGUAGCAACAGUUCGUCUGGUCACGCCACAAUUUUUAAAGGAACUUUGCAAUGUAGAAGAGCCAUGUGAAGAAUUUACAUCAAGACACAGUUUGGAAUGGAAGUUUCUUUUCCUGGACCACAGGGCUCCACCCAUCAUCGGAUACUUACCCUUCGAGGUGCUGGGAACAUCAGGAUAUGAUUAUUAUCACGCUGAUGAUCUGGAGUUACUCGCUAGGUGUCAUGAACAUCUAAUGCAAUUUGGAAAAGGAAAGUCCUGUUACUAUAGGUUCUUGACGAAAGGUCAACAGUGGAUUUGGUUGCAAACUCACUAUUACAUCACUUAUCACCAGUGGAAUUCCAAGCCUGAAUUCAUUGUUUGCACACAUACUGUUGUAAGUUAUGGAGACGUUCGAGCAGAAAGAAGACGAGAUCUAGGGCUUGAAGAAUCAUCAGUGGAGCUGGCUGCUUCUUCCUUAAAGAGUCACAGUAGUUAUAUAAACAUCAGGCAAUGUGAAAGCAACCAAGACACCAGUAGGGAAAGAGUGUCUGUGUCAUCUCACAGUUCCCGCAGAUCUUCACACACAGCCAUGUCCGAUUCUGCAUCUACGUCAUCCAUGCGGCCAACUGAAGCCAGCACUCCGACGAGGCCGUUGGUUUGCCUGGGUCAAGAUAAGACCCCCAGGAGGCUGUCCACCAGCAGCAGCUCCCAGGCUAUAGUACCUCCACAAGCACCUGCCGAACACCUGACUCAACAUCAUCUGGCCCAGGCAGCGGUACCCGCCCAGCAAACGCUAAUGCCAGUGUACCACUUUCCCGCCCAGCUAGGGAUGAUGCACCAGCUCAAGGAACAGCUGGAAGAGAGGACACGUAUAUUACAAGCUGACAUCAAAACGCAGCAGGAAGAGCUUCAUGUGAUAAAAGAACAGCUUCAACUUGUGCAGGAUUCCAACUUGCAGAUGUUGAUGCAACAGCCCCUUCCUCUGGGCUUUAACCAUUCCCCAUCCCAGACUCCACGGAGGCCUUCCCGGCAGACCCCUGGAGCGAGCAGGCAGCCUCCCGAAAUAGCCAAGAAAUCCCACGUGGCACUCAUGGGACCCAAGCAUUACUGUGCUUCACACUUACCCUCGCCAUGCCAAUUCCUCAGGGAACCCUGUGUCACCACCGCCCAGGUACAGCAACCGCAGCAUGUGAUGCGAGGAAGCCAGGCCCAGCAGACACGCCUACCAGCUCACACUAGUAUUUCCAUGCCCCUCUACAGCAAUCCUGUGCUCUUUUCCCAGGCGUCUCCCAUUACUGUCUCUGCUCAGAUGCCAACUGAGAUCAGUGAAAGGCAACAACCCCCCGAAUACAGCCAAGACCGAAGCUUACGAUUUGUCCAAGAUCAGCAGCAGAUGCUGCCCUCAUUACAGAUGCAGCCCAUUACAUGUAGCACCAUCAUCGCUCCCUCCUCUUCCUCCUCCUCGUCCUCUCCUGCCUUCACCCCUUCUGUGAUGAUCUCCCACUCCAAUUUCCCUUCCCACCAGACACACCAGGUUCAACUCCACCAAUGGCCCCAACAACCAGCACCACAGCAUCAUCUCUACCUACAGAUGGCAGCUCCAGAAUCCGUCCAUGGAGGACAGGCCCAGCGUGUUUUCCAGCCGUCCCACCUUCCCCCACAGGGCACCAUGAGCUAUUUCCUCCACCCUCCUCAACAAAGCCAUUCCCCACAGAGCCUACAGGACCUGCCAGAGAUGCAGCUGCCAUGACAUCCAGCAGGAAUGUAAGGGUGACAGUAACUUUGGAAAAAACUGCAGGGGAUAAAAUAGAGGAAAGGACUGACAAGUGCCAAGGAGAGGAACCACACCCGUAGAUCAAAGUGGUAAGAUGGAACUCCGCAGAAAAUCUGGUGCCUGGGGUAAAGGUUUUGCUGAGAAAGGAUGAUUCUCCAGGAAUCUCUCUGCUGACAUUUAUUCCUUGGGCACAAACCCCAUAGGGGGCAUUCCUUCAAGAAGUGCUGCCAAAGUGGCUGGUUCACGGUGUAACAGUGUGACCUAGGACUUGAAACUGUGGGUAGUUACCAUGGGUCUGACACCAUAUACCCCACAUGUUGAGGUCAUAUGAAUGUUGAAAGAUUGGCUGUAAACAGUAUGGUUGAUUUGGGAAUUCCUUUCUGCCAAAGCAAAUCAUCUGAACUGGUUCAAAAUCUGGUAAGAGAUGAGGUUUUCUUUUGCGCAAUGCCCAUUGGAAGAGAACCCAGCUACCCCCACCACAAGCCAUUCACCACCUUUAUGGUGCCGCCUCAGAACCAGAGAUGAGUGAUUUCCACCUGCAGAUCCGUGGGAGCAUUCAGCAGUUACAAAAAAUUAGUUCAGGACUUUGGUGAUUCAUAGAAAUUUUACUGAAAUUCACUGUGAAUAUAAGACCAGCUUUUAGGACACAGCAACUGUAAUACCAGCAGGAUUGUGUUUAAGGUUUGUGUACAGACCUCUUUUCAUCAAAGUAGUUCAAUCGUGGGUUACUUCGUACAUUAUUUUAUCCUUUUACUUAUACCUCAAUACCAUAGCAUUUUUUCGCAUCAUUGGUCAAUGCUGCUAAUUUAUUUAACACCACUCUUGCCUGAAAUUCUUACUAUUGUUAUACCAGCUCACUUCACAGCUAGUAAGAUGCAUAUGUUUUGUUUUUGUUACCGAAUACGCAUUAAUUUAGACAGUUUCGCUCCCUGUGGUCAGUGCAGGCCAACAGCCCUUCUCUUAACUGCCAAUGCUGCAGGUAUUCUAUCGCCACCUCAAGAUCAGUGAAGGCAAACUUUGGGGUUUUGCUAGUUAAGUUCCAAGUGGGCAGUUCUUAAAAAGUUUCAUAUUACACUAAUAAUGAGACCAUGUUGCAGGGCAAUAGGGUUAGCAAUAAAUUGUAUUUCUGUAAAUUAUCACUUUGGCAUGUUAGGAGAUUCAUAGUUAUGUCUUUUCCCCCUCAGAGGUUGUUGUUCUAGAGGUCCUUUCCAUUUGAGGCUCUCCCACCUGAGUGGUUGAUGUUCACCAGUUUACACGCCCAGCAUAAAAGAUAGGAAGAUGGUCAUCGUAACGUGGUCUUUCCAGUACUUUUAAAUCGUGCAAGAAAUCAUUUGUGAGCAUUUGGGACUUAUUCACAAAGUACUAUUUUGGUUGGAUGUUAGCAGUAAAGUUUAGGGUAAUCUAUUAUGUAAAAUGAAAAGAUGAGUUAACAUCUGCUAAAUAAAUGCCUGGUAAAUUAGACUGUAGCUAGGAAGCAUGGCGGGUGGCUGUGGCUUCGUGUUGAAGUGGAUCUGAGGUGAUUCUGAUUCUUGUGGGAAACCUAGCUCUUGUCCUAUGCAGUGUUGUUCAGGGCCCCACUCCUUCCCAGUGCAUUUCUGGGUUCUGCCAGGUGCGGGGUGAGGAUCAGAAGGCCUGAGGUUGACCUAUCCUUAGGUCUUCACCAUUCCUUGUUGUACUCUGAGCAAAGCUUUGCCAUUUGGAUAGAACAGCUAGCAAUUGCCAGGAAAGACAGAGCAUCAUCAAAGGAAAUAGGAAAAGAGAGAUGGGUUUUUUGUCUUAAAAUGCAAGUCCUGAGCCACCGACAAUCUUUCAGCAAGACUGAUUCUUCCCAACAGAGAAGUCUAUUCCAGGAGUAAGUAGAUUGGAUCUUCCUGCUAGAUUGCCAUCAGAGAACUUGAGGGCAGGGAUCAUAUUCAUUCACUCAUUCA
Molecule: messenger RNA, 4525 nt
Organism: Tachyglossus aculeatus (Australian echidna)
Lineage: Eukaryota; Metazoa; Chordata; Mammalia; Monotremata; Tachyglossidae
Gene: PASD1
Product: PAS domain containing repressor 1
Exons: 20
Coding region: 162-2573 (803 amino acids)
Biological process (GO): circadian regulation of gene expression; regulation of transcription by RNA polymerase II
Cellular component (GO): nucleus; cytoplasm; CLOCK-BMAL transcription complex
Molecular function (GO): RNA polymerase II cis-regulatory region sequence-specific DNA binding; DNA-binding transcription factor activity, RNA polymerase II-specific; protein dimerization activity
Source: RefSeq, a predicted model, not a curated record